This is a messenger RNA of Oikopleura dioica, 786 nucleotides long. Lineage: Eukaryota; Metazoa; Chordata; Appendicularia; Copelata; Oikopleuridae. The record is from the annotation of a GenBank genome assembly.
AUGUUCGAAUGCCGUCUCCCGAAAGCUGAGGUUCUCAAGAAGACCAUGGACGCCCUCAAGGACUUGAUCAAGGAAGCAGUCUGGGACGUUUCCGCUCAAGGUCUAUCGCUCCAAUCAAUGGACAGCUCCCACGUGUCGCUCGUCCAAGUGACACUCCGAACUGAGGGUUUCGAAACCUUCAGAUGCGACAAAAACAUAGCGCUCGGCGUGAAUAUGGACACAAUGCAGAAACUCAUGAAGUGUGCAUCCAACGACGACAACAUCACCCUCAAAUCCGAGGACAACGGAGAUCUCCUCUCCUUGAUUUUCGAGAGCCCUAACGGCGACAAAACCUCCGAGUACGAGAUGAAGCUGAUGGAUCUCGACAUCGAGCAGCUCGGAAUUCCAGACCAGGAAUACAGCUGCACUAUCAAGAUGCCCUCUGGCGAGUUCCAGCGCAUCUGCCGCGAUCUUUCCAACAUCGGUGAGAGCGUCAACAUCACCGUUGUCAAGGGCGGCGUCGACUUCAGCGCCAAGGGUGACAUUGGCAACGCCAAGAUCCACGUCACCGAAAGUUCGAACGUUGACAACGAAAAAGACGCUGUCACCGUCGAGGUCAACGAGCCGGUCAACCUGACCUUCGCUCUUCGGUACCUGAACUUCUUCACGAAGGCAACCCCGCUCUCUGGCCAGGUCAUUCUCCAGAUCUCGCCAGACGUCCCCUUGGUCGUCGGAUACGAGAUCGAAGACCUCGGCCACGUGAAGUACUUCCUCGCGCCGAAGAUCGAAAACGAAGAUGACGAGUGA